GUACUUUAUGUGAAGGUCGUUAAUUCAAAUACUAUAGUUUCACUUCAUAAUGAUGGCAUUAUUCAAGUUUUUUCCGUGACGCAAAAAAAGGUUACGCAGCAAUAUUCGUUUCUUUCAAUGGUUUUUGAUGACACAUUGCAUAGUGCGGCCAUUAACAGAGAGUGGAUUCUAUGUGCCACCCAAGACCUUAUUUACCUUUUGAAGUGGCAAUUCGUACCGGAUACAUUUGAGAUAGAUGUAACAAAGCCGCCUAUCUUCAAUUGGAAAAUGGAUGCACCUGCUGUAGUUCCAUGGUGUGGUUGUCUUGCUGGUAAGGGACGUUCUGUUUUAAGCAAUUGUUCAUCAACUGGUCCUAUUUGCGUUGUGAAACCUGGUGGUAGCGUCAAAUUUUUGACUGAACCUGGGCAAGAAGGUGUUGAUUCUCUUAGAGGUUUUAAGCUGUUAACUUUGACCGAACAACCUACUUUUAUGGAUGUUGACGAUCGUUUUUUAUUGAUUGGAACAAAGCAAGGAAAAUUGAUACGCUGUGGAUUUGAUGAUACGCAGUUACCUCUUGUAGAAUAA
Dentiscutata heterogama is the source of this 564-nucleotide messenger RNA. The record is from the annotation of a GenBank genome assembly. NCBI's taxonomy places the organism in Eukaryota, Fungi, Glomeromycota, Glomeromycetes, Diversisporales, Gigasporaceae.